AUGCCAUACACUGCGCCGUUGAACCCCGAGGCCGCCGAACGACCUGCUGCCCCUCGUUCGGCCUCGGCCCGUCUGCAAACCUCUCGAUCCUACUCCUCCACCUCGUAUGUCCGCCGUCACCGGAGGAGCCCCUCCAUCAGCAAAGCGCCUUUACAACCAGCUCCCAUUGACCCUCAUGCUAGUCUCCGUCAGUCCCCGCCUCCGUUAAGCAAUGCCGGCAUCCCACCAGGGGCGGUGAUCUCGCCCCCGGAGUCCGCCCCAAACUCGAGUGACGAGGAGUCACCGCGUCCAAGUGAAGGAAUCAACAUUGAGGAGCUGGAGGCUGCAGUCAAGGCGAUCGAACAACGGAAGGAUCACUUCGAUCAGAAGAUGGGUCCCGCGGAUGCUGUGGGAGCAGAGGCUCAACCCUCAUCAAGUCAACCGACUAGACGCCCACCACCGGUCAUCGCCAUACCUAUUGUAAAACCCCACCACUUGCGGUUGUCUAAGGAGGCUCGGAAGAUAUCCCACUCCCGAUCAGCAACCGAGUCCUGUAUUCCAUCCCCACAUGAAGAGGCGUUGACAAGCUCCCCGGACGACAGCGAUGAAGACUCAUCGUCGAAGCCGCCAAUGGUCAGGAAGAAGUCGGGCGAAUUGGUUCGCCCAGCACUUCGUCCUGCCUCGGCACGUCGUCGACCAUCGAGUAUGCCGGGGACUCCAGUCAUUUCGAAGGCCGUGCAUUUUGACUCACACUUGGAGCACAUCCGUCACUUCCUGCAGCUGGACCGACCGUUGGCCGUCAGUGCCGAGACAUCCCCAGUGGAUAGUCACGACGAUGACCACGAGUUUCCAUUCGGUCGCGAGGAGAACAGUGGCCCAUCAUGGGAGUGGGCGCUUCGGCUGAUGAACUUUCCGGAUGUGUCUUCGCGUCCAACUGCCCCGGUUCGGUUGGAGAAGCUCUCUCUCUCUACCGAUAAGAAUGUGCUAUUUGGAUCAGUGGCUGUGGCCAACCUCGCUUUUCAGAAGAGCGUGGCUGCUCGUUUCACUUUUGACCACUGGAAGACCGUAUCUGAAGUCGGUGCGGUCUUCUCCCACGAUCAGCAUUCCCAGCAUGCCCACGAUGGGUACGAUAGGUUUUCAUUUGAGAUCAAGCUGAACGAUCAGACCAACCUGGAACAGAAGACCCUUUUCAUUUGUAUUCGAUACAAUGUGAACGGUCAAGAGUUCUGGGAUAACCAUAAUGGCUCGAACUUUCAGGCUGGUUUCCAUAAGGUGCCCAAACCGCGCCCAACAAAAGCAUCGGGUGCGCCCCGCCGCCCCACACUCCCUCGCAGUCGAACUUUCACUGGUUCGAAUAGCGGUCGGCCUCUAUCUAUGCCACCAUCGUUCAAUGAUAUACCAGAGCCCAGCCAGAAUGUCCCCUUCUCAAAUCCGUUCAGCGUGCCCACGGUCACUAAAUUGACCCGAACCCCUUCGGAUGACAUUGACAACUAUGGGCCGCCGAAACGUCGAGAAAAGCCCAGUAAGCAGGCUUUCGGUAACAGAUACGACUUUGGUGCCUCUCUGAGCGCCGCUAUGCAAACCAAGUCUCCGCUUGACCGAACAACUCUCACAGCCCGUGCACGAUCUGGGAGCGCCGAUAGCGAUUCGGCCGAUGCGGUCGGGGGAAAAGUAGGACCUUCGCCAGGUCAGUCCUCCAUGAGUGACACCAGCACCAAUGGCUCCCCAGUGAAAGAUUCGAAGUCUCCUCCUUCCGUUUCUACCAAGCCGUGGCUCCAGUCGUCAGGGUACCGAGAGUUGGUCGACAAGUACUGUUUCUAUGGUUCACCCAAGUCCGACAGUACAAAGCAGAGCUUUACUGUGAACGUACCUCGUGAGGAGAUGAAGCUUCAUUCGUCGGGCACUCCCUCACCACCCCUUUCCCCUGGCUCUUCGGCUUCCCAGGCGUCGCCCCCGGUCGAGACCGCGCGUGAUACUCAUGCAUCCAUGCGUUCUGCAUCGCCGAGUUUCCGCACCUCGCCUCGCGCCUCGCCAUCGCCCAAGUCCCACCUCUACCCUUACCAGCAGAAGACGUUGCAAAAUGGUUUUAUGAGUGACUCUCCGUCGUCCCCAGUUAUUAGAGGGUGA
This is a messenger RNA of Penicillium chermesinum, 2106 nucleotides long. RefSeq names its product protein phosphatase regulator GAC1. The record is from RefSeq and is a predicted model, not a curated record. Lineage: Eukaryota; Fungi; Ascomycota; Eurotiomycetes; Eurotiales; Aspergillaceae. The transcript has 3 exons. Gene Ontology annotation, cellular component: protein phosphatase type 1 complex. Gene Ontology annotation, biological process: regulation of glycogen biosynthetic process. The coding region runs from base 1 to 2106 and encodes 701 amino acids. Gene Ontology annotation, molecular function: glycogen binding; protein phosphatase 1 binding.